Lottia gigantea (owl limpet) is the source of this 744-nucleotide messenger RNA. RefSeq lists its product as hypothetical. The transcript is spliced from 6 exons. Lineage: Eukaryota; Metazoa; Mollusca; Gastropoda; Lottiidae. The record is from RefSeq and is a predicted model, not a curated record. Bases 1 to 744 code for a protein of 247 amino acids.
AUGGAUAAAAGAGACUCGUUAAAAUCAGCUAGUAUCAGUGCUGAUGAGAUUCUGGCUCUUCUGGACUUUUUACAAAAGGAAGAAGAUGCGAUAUCAAAUGGAGGCCAGUCCCCUGAAGCUGGUAUUGCCCCGGUAACUCCAACCAUGGCAAACUCCCCAUCGCAUGACCAAGAGAUCACUGACGGGAAUCAGGAUAAUCCAGAUAAUAAAGAUGUUCCAGAGAUCUCUGAAAAUUCCAUCUUCUCCUUCAACUACCAGGAACUGAGCUCACCAAUACGAUCUCCAGUCAGACGCCAAUCUCGGAUUGGUAAUGAUGAGUUUUUUAAUAUUGGUAAUGAUGAGUUUUUUACUGUGAGAUUCUCUGAUGAUGAUAGUGAUGUAGUGGUUAUUGCUGCUCUUCAAAACCAGACUCUCAGAGAUGCCUUGGGACCAAUUUUUAUUGAGAAGAAAGUUGAUAUAAGGAAGUAUGAUAUUUAUGUAACAGAUUCUAAUACACCAUUACCUAUGGAAUGUAGUACGUUUUUAUUAGCUGGGGCUACUCUUAGAGUCAAAGAAGAUAACAUGAACACAACCAGUCAUUUUGAAACAUUGGUCAUGCAUGGCUGGCAUAUCCCUCAUAUCAAAAACCCUGAUAUCAUUGCUCUCAGUCAUUUUGAAACAUUGGUCAUGCAUGGCUGGCAUAUCAGUCAUAUCAAAAACCCUGAUAUCAUUGCUCUUACAAAUUUGCAAUGUUAUUUUUUUUAA